Perkinsus marinus ATCC 50983 is the source of this 1917-nucleotide messenger RNA. RefSeq names its product nitric-oxide synthase, putative. Gene Ontology annotation, molecular function: FMN binding; NADPH-hemoprotein reductase activity; flavin adenine dinucleotide binding. Bases 1 to 1917 code for a protein of 638 amino acids. The record is from RefSeq and is a predicted model, not a curated record. Gene Ontology annotation, cellular component: cytosol. The transcript is spliced from 2 exons. Lineage: Eukaryota; Perkinsozoa; Perkinsida; Perkinsidae.
AUGCCAGCUGGCGUAGCAGAUCAUUAUGCGAUACCAGUGGCGGCCAUUACCACUGCUGGGCUAGCGGUCGUCAGCUAUUUCGUGUAUCACAGAUUUCGAAACCAAAAACCCGCCUCGGCGAAGAAGGUCUCGGUGGGAGCAGUUGAAAUACCCGACGAUGAUGCGCAUAAAAUAUACAUUUACUUUGCGUCGCAAACUGGCACGGCUGAAGGCUUCGCAAACGAGCUCUCUGAAGAGGCCCAAGAGAUGGGUCUCCAUACGGAAGUCAUCGACUUUGAGGAAUUCGAUCCGGACACGUUCGUUGAGCAUAAGAACGUCAUCAUAGUAGCUGCCACCUAUGGUGAAGGGGAUCCGACUGACAACGCCUCUGAGUUUGCCAAUUGGCUAUCGAAAGACGCCCAGCCGGGCUGUUUGGCAGAUAUGAAGUUCACCGUGAUGGGUCUCGGUAAUAGACAGUACGUUCACUUCAACCAUUUUGCGAAGGAAAUCGACUCCAAGUUGGCAGACCUCGGCGCAACUCGGAUUCACGAUCUCGGUUUGGGAGAUGAUGACGCGGACAUCGAUGAAGACUUCGCUAAGUGGAAGGACGAGGGCCUGUGGGAUGCUGUCAUGGCGAUGAUGAUGGGCGUUCGAGGGCGUACUGCCUCUAGCGCUUCUGUUGACGGGAAGAGGGAGCUGCCAGACGUGAGGAACAAGUUGAAUCUUGUUGCGCAUUUUGAGAAGACUAAGAGUAGCCUGCCUUAUGAUGCUACAGUGCAUGGUGGUGGAAUGGAUGUUAUUUCCAAGUUUUACUUCACCGCUGAUGAGGCUACUGUGAAGGACAUAAGAGAGCUUCGACAAGAACCCGUGCCUGAGGAGGGGUUGACGACAGUCCAUUUGGAUGUCGACAUAUCGUCCUUGCCAACAGCUCGGUAUAGAACGGCUGAUAACUUGGAAAUUCUCCCACGGAAUCCCGAAUGGGAGGUCCAGGCUAUUGCUGAACGGUUUGGGUGUGAAGACAUGCUCGAUAUGUAUGUGGGCUUCACGAGAACGUUGGCGUGCACUAAGACUAUCGUCAAGAAACCCUUCCCGACGCCUUGUACUCUUCGAGAUGCUCUCACACUGUAUUGCGAUCUGAAUGGUCACCCUACGAAGGCGUUUACUAGGGAUAUGUGCUCUACUGAGGGAGGGGCGUUGGAUCCAGAUGAGCUGAUGAUGAAGUGGAAGGGAGAACUUGUCACUGUUACGGAGGUUACCUGUGAGACCUUCAGGGCCUCGCCAAUAAGCAUGGGAGAGUUUCUCCAAAUAGUCCCGAGGCAGAAGUGUCGGGCUUAUACCAUCUCUUCGUCAAAUCUCGAGCAUCCGAAGAUGAUAUCGACCACUGUUGGUCUAAUACACCAUGCAAGGUCCGACAAGGGUCCCUUUAGAGGAGUCACUACUCAGCAUCUCUGCACCUCGGUUAGACCUGGUGACAAGAUGUGGGUGCAGGUCCGGGCGUCGAGCUUCCGACUGCCAGCGAAUCCGACCGCGCCUAUCAUCAUGAUAUCAGCGGGGACGGGCAUUGCUCCGAUGCGAGCGUUCAUGAGAGAGUUCACGAUCAAGCCCCGACCGGCUGCGAAGAAGAUUAUGUUGUUCGGCUGUCGCUACCGGGACAAGGAUUGGAUCUAUGCUGAUGAGACUAAGAAGUUUGCGGAGGAGUCGGGGUGCAAAUUGUUCACAGCGUUUUCCCGGGAUCAAGCUGAGAAGAUCUACGUUCAGGAUCUGAUCGCAACGACUGCCAAGGCUGAUCUUCAAGAGGCUCUGCAAGGUGACGCUUAUGUGUUCAUAUGCGGUAGUCAGUCCAUGGGUCGAAGUGUUAUAGAAGCACUUGGCAGGAUAGGCGCAGAUGUGGACAAGAUGAGGGCAGAAAAGAGAAUAGUGGAGGAGUUGUGGGGCUGA